GAAAAUGAACAUCUAAUAACUUUGAUUUUAUUUAUUAGUUUCUAUUUAUGACAAGCGCUAACAAAUGUAUUUAUGCAUUUAGAUGAGUAAUCCCACUGUGGAACAAGUGCAUACACUCCUAACAUUCCUAGCAGAGCACCAGGAGUUAGCUCAUGGCCACUGUAGAAAUGCAGAAGGGCGAACAAGAUCCACCCAAUUAUGGGUUCGUCUCACAGACGAACUCAAUGCAUUGGGUGGAUGCACUAAAACUGUAAAGCAGUGGCAGAAGGUAUGGGCUGACAAAAAAUAUCUAACUAAAAAAGCUGCUACUGCUGCUCGAAGGUCUGCCACAGCCACUGGGGUAGGGCCAUCAUCUGCUGAGCCUUUAAACCCAAUACAGUGCAGAAUAUUGGGUAUUAUGGGAGAGGGCUUUGGAGAACCUCAGUCGGAUGCACAUGUUCCUGCAUUUCCAGAGAACUUCAACGGCUACUACACGUCCAGAGCGACGACGCCGUCGAGCAGACGCCAUUGGACCUCGCAGUGUACGCAGGCGUUUGUUCGAAAUGGAGGAGCGGCGAAUCGCAGCGGAGGAUCGACGGGUGGUAGAGUCAGGGCUGAUUCGCCAAUCACUCCAGGAAUUAAAUGUAUUAAUAAGGGAUCGAUUGGAUGCCGGAUUGUUGGAAGAAGAAAGCAAGACCAUCUGGUCCUUCGAGAAGCCGGAUUGUUGGAAGAAGAAAGCAAGACCAUCUGGUCCUUCGAGAAGCCGGAUUGUUGGAAGAAGAAAGCAAGACCAUCUGGUCCUUCGAGAAGCCGGAUUGUUGGAAGAAGAAAGCAAGACCAUCUGGUCCUUCGAGAAGCCGGAUUGUUGGAAGAAGAAAGCAAGACUGCACAGAGAUCAAGAUCACAGAUGCCAACAACAAGAAGCCAAAGAACAGCCAUGGAAGCUCAAUCAAACGAAGAAAACACCGCCGCCGUCACGUCGCCUGUCGCCGCUACACCGACCGUCGCCGCCACUACGUCGCCUGCUGCCGCCACUACGUCGACCACCACGACGUACACGUCCUCGGAACCUACUGCUACCACGGAGACUUCCGCGGAGACUUCUGCGGAGACUACCACAACAAUUCCAAGGGCGCCGCGCACCACAGCUUCAAAAAAGAAGAAAGAAUUGGCUAAAGCCCGAGAAGAAUUGCUACGCAAGGAGGUAGAACUGGCCGCCGCACGCGUCGCAGCAUUGGAGGCAGACACGGACGACGAAGAGGAGGACGAAAAUGAAGAGGACGCCGCCACAUUAAGAAGAGAGAGGACUACGGACUGGAUUCGCCGGACGAGCACAUUGGCACUCACAAUGGAGCCGCACACAGAGAGGACGACCGCCGACUUGCAUCAGGGGAUUAAUAUCUCAUCGAUACCCGCCGGAGAGGGAACGAAAGCGCCGCAGCCGCAGCCGUGCAGCGACGCAUUCCGACGGGACCAUGCAAGCCACAACGGUCCGAGGGAAGACUCCAUAGCACCAAUGAUGCCAACGAAGAAAGAAGAGGAUUCACUGAAGGGGGGCAUCGACUAUAAGGAAUUGGCGACUGCAAUGACUAUGGCAGCUCGCGCAAUUCAGCCCUCCACGGUGCCGCGAGUCACAGAACUACCACCCUUCAACGGCGCGUCAAGCGAAUGGCUGCCCUGGAAGAUGGCCUAUGAAGAGUCUGCGGGGCAGCUGACCGAGCAAGAAAACUUGGGUAGAUUACGUCGGUGUUUAAAGGGUGCGGCCAAAGAGGCUGCACACUGUCUUUUCGUCGGGGAUACGUCUGCAGCAGAAGUAAUACAAUUACUUGCUACGAGGUUCGGCCGUCCAGGAGCACUCGUGAUGGCCGAGAUGAAUAAACUUCGUGCGCUGCCGCGGCUGUCAGACAACCCCAAGGACAUCUGUCUAUUCGCGUCCAGAAUAGCCAAUGUCACUGCAACAAUUCAAGCCCUGAAAAAGAACCACUAUUUGUACAACGAAGAAGUGACAAGAUCCAUCACGGAGAAGAUGCCUUCUGCGCUACGAUUCAAAUACUACGACUUCGUAGCAGAACAGCCAGCUGAUCAACCGGACCUAAUAACGCUCUCCAAGUUCCUGCAAAUCACCGCAGCCAGGUGCGGUGACUUCGCACCCGCCGAAGUAAUAGUAAAUGAAGACCGGCGGGAGCCAGCAACGAAGAGAAGCGUGAAAACAUACAUCACGCAGGAGAAACCGACUUCACCGCCGUGUCCGACGUGCAACAGGGAGGGACACGCACCACCCGAUUGCAUCACUGUGAAGAACGCCGAGCCACAAGCAAGAUGGGAGAUAGCAAAAAAACACAGGCUAUGUUUCCGUUGCCUGAGGAUAAAAAGAUUUCGUCACAACUGCAAGACGAAGAGAUGCAACGUUGGUGGGUGUACACACCUACAUCACCCACUCCUGCACGUCGACACCAUAGAGAAGAAGGACAGCGAGCCCUCCGAUGAUAAAGCAGCCGCAGUCGUCGCGUCUGCGAGAGAAGAUAAGAAGAUCGCAUUCCUCAAGAUAGUGCCGAUACAAGUGAUCGGUCCCAAAGGAACGUGCGAUACAUACGCACUCCUGGACGACGGCGCAACGUGCACCAUCAUCGAAGAAGCAACAGCGAAGCAAAUCGGCGCCACUGGCCCUCCCGCACCCUUCUACAUAGAGGCCGUGGCCGGGACACGCAUAAACGCCGAUGAAUCGAAGCUUGUCCACUUCACAAUACGGGGACGAAGAUCGGAAGAUCAUGCCGUGUCUGCGCGAACCAUGAAGAAACUACUGUUAUCUCCACAAACAGUAUCACGCAGCGCAAUAGAAGACUGUCCACACUUGUACGAUAUAAUAGAUCAGCUGACAUAUGAAGAAGGUCAACCGACGGUUCUGCUGGGUCAAGACAACUGGCAUUUGCUGCUCGCACAUGAAGUCAGAAGAGGCAAUAAGACACAACCGGUCGCAUCACUCACCGACCUGGGUUGGGUGUUGCACGGCACGGGAGCGGCGAGAGCGAGACAGCAAGUGCACAGAAUCAGUCACUUAGUCGACGGGCAAGAAAAUGAAGAAUCCAUAGAACGAUUAAUGAAAGAACACUUCGCUCUCGAAUCACUGGGCGUCACACCGAAGCGCUCAUACAAUGAAGAGGAACAACGCGCGCUGAAAAUAUUGCAAGAAAAAACUCGCCCGUUACCGGCGGGAGGCUACGAGACCGCGUUGCUAUGGAAACGCGAUAACGCAACGCCGCCGGCUAACUACGACUCAGCAAUGCGACGCCUCGAGUUAAUUGAGAAAAAACUCGACAAGAAUGAAGACAUGAAGAACAGAUAUAAACAGCAAAUUACCACGCUGUUAGAAAGGGGAUAUGCAGAAAUCGCCCCACCGGUGAAGACUGAACGAGUAUGGUACCUGCCACACUUCGCUGUCAUCAACCCACAGAAACCGGACAAGCUGCGCAUCGUGCACGACGCCGCCGCCAAGACAAGGGGCAUUAGUCUCAACGACAUGCUGCUGUCGGGACCCGACCUACUCCAAUCACUACCUGGGGUCCUCAUGAGGUUCCGACAGCGCCGUGUGGCGGUCACAGCGGACAUCAAGGAUAUGUUCAUGCGUGUCACAAUACGAGAAGAAGACCGAGACAUGCAACGGUUUCUAUGGAGAGGAGAUCGACGCCAGGGUCCAGCUGUCGAAUAUAGGAUGAAGAGCGUCAUCUUCGGGGCCACUUCGUCACCAUGCACGGCGAUAUACGUGAAGAACAAGAACGCCGAACUACAUAAAGAAGAGUUCCCGGAGGCGGCUGCAGCGGUGGUCGUCAAUCACUAUGUUGACGACUACCUCGCUAGCUUCGACACUGAAGAGCAAGCCGUACGAGUCUCAAGCGAGGUCGCCUACAUCCACAGCCGGGCGAACUACUAUCUUCAGCGCUGGGCAUCGAACUCGCGCCAUGUACGAGAAGAGUUCUCACAUAGAAAUGAAGAGAACAUGGUGCAACUCGACGCUGAGAAGAUACUGGGAAUGGUGUGGCGGCCUGAGGAAGACAGUCUCGGGUUCAACUUCAACGGGAACAAACUUCCGUUACACAUCAUACGAGGCGAACGCACCCCAACGAAGAGAGAAGCCCUCCGCGCCGUUAUGUCGCUGUUCGACCCAUUGGGCCUGGCCACACCCGUCACAAUACAAGCCAAGAAGAUAUUACAAGAAACGUGGCGCACGGGUAUCGGCUGGGACACCGAACUGCAAGAAAGGGAAGCAGCAGCGUGGCGGAGCUGGAUAUCGCACGCACAGCAGUUACCCCACUUGGUAAUACCACGGUGUUACCCCGGUGUGGCGACGGCACAUACGACGGAGCUUCACACAUUCGUCGACGCGAGCUCAGAUGCAUACGCCUGUGUCGUAUACUGGCGGGCCGUAUGCGUGACCGGCGAGGUACGUGUGUCACUCAUCGCAGCCAAGGGAAGAGUGGCCCCUUUGAACAAGGUCACCACUAUACCACGCCUGGAGCUGCAAGCGGCCGUACUAGGGAGCCGCCUGUCACGCACGGCUGUCGAAGAACACGAUCUGAAACCUGCCCGUCGUGUCUACUGGUCGGAUUCGCGUACCGUACUGUCUUGGUUACGCACCGGGCCGCGUGCAUUCAAGCCCUUCGUCGCUCACCGAGUCGCUGAAAUUAUGGAAGAUACGAAAACGAACGAGUGGAGAUGGGUGCCGACGGCCGACAACGUCGCGGAUGAUGCCACACGCGACGUGCCACACCACUUCACUUCAACACACAGAUGGUUCCGGGGGCCGCAGUUUCUAUAUCGACCAGAAGAAGAGUGGUCUCAUGAAGACGAUUCCCACCAGACGGAAAAUACAAGCGAAGAUCGCGCCCACACAAUACCCCAGCUACAACACCGGCGGGAGCCCCGAGCUACACACGGAGUCAUCAAGUUAGAAGACUUGGUGCUGGUGGCGGACGGCAACCUGCCUCGGAACUCCUGGCCGCGCGGCGUGGUGGUGGCUACGUAUCCGGGACCGGAUGGUGAAAUACGGGCGGUCGACGUGCGCACUAACAAGGGGAUACUUCGGCGGCCUACGAAGAAAUUAGUAAUCCUGCCAAUCGAACAACGCGAACUCGAAUUAAAUACAGCUUAG
Messenger RNA from Achroia grisella, 5125 nucleotides. RefSeq lists its product as uncharacterized. The record is from RefSeq and is a predicted model, not a curated record. Lineage: Eukaryota; Metazoa; Arthropoda; Insecta; Lepidoptera; Pyralidae. The transcript has 4 exons. The coding region runs from base 83 to 5125 and encodes 1680 amino acids.